This is a messenger RNA of Moesziomyces aphidis, 420 nucleotides long. NCBI's taxonomy places the organism in Eukaryota, Fungi, Basidiomycota, Ustilaginomycetes, Ustilaginales, Ustilaginaceae. The record is from the annotation of a GenBank genome assembly.
AUGUCUUCCGGUGUUGCAGUUUCGCAAGAGUGCCUGGCGCAGUUCCAGGAGCUCAAGCUGGGCAAGAAGAUCAAGUACAUCAUCUACACGCUCAACGCCCAAAACACCGAGAUCGUCGUGGCCAAGACCUCCACCUCGUCCUCCUACGACGACUUCCUCGCCGAGCUGCCACCCGCCGAAUGCCGCUACGCCAUCUACGACUUUGAGUACGAAAAGGGCGACGAGGGCAAGCGCAACAAGAUCUGCUUCUUCACCUGGUCGCCCGACGACGCCAAGAUCAAGCAAAAGAUGGUCUUCGCCUCCUCCAAAGACGCUCUCAGGAAGGCGCUCGUCGGCAUCUCGUCCGAAAUCCAGGGCACCGACUUCUCCGAAGUCAGCCACGAGACCGUCCUCGAAAAGGUCAGCCGCUCCACCUUCUAG